CUCAGCCCCAGGCUCCCUCUUCACUCUUCUCUCAGGCCGUCCGAUCCGCCUUUCUUUCACCACAAUAUCGGUUUUUCUUCAGUUAUUUUUUUUGGUGUCUUGCCCAGCGACGCUGUUUCCGCGCACGAUAUCUCUUUUCUCAACUGUCACCCACGCAAGCGAUAACAACUUCGCUUUCGUCUCGGCUCUCCACGCCGAGCUCCCCAUCCCGAUCCGCUAAAGACCGUUGCCAACGUGGUCCCGCGACUCGCUCACUUCAGCCCAGUCUGCCAAAUCCGCGCCUCACUACAACCAACAGCAGACACAGAGGUAUAGAGCUAAGGCGUAUUUUGCGGGCUUGUAUAGAGUGAAUCAUAAACGUCUCAGACUAGGCUACUCGACUGCUUACACUUUCCACGGCAGAUGCCUCUAGAGGGGUAGCGAGAGCCGGAUUUCAUCUCACGGCUACUUUUGGCCAUACAACGCUUGAAACUAUUACUUUGUCCUCUUAUUCUUAGUGUCUUUGGCUUCAAAAAUGUAUGAUAUCGAGGCAAAUAGAGGGCCUCACCCCUCCGAAUCAAUACCCAACGCUGCGUAUCCAGAGUCAAAUUACCGACCAGGCGGCGGAAGCAUUCCGGCACCAUCCUCGACGUUUAGCAACUCACAGCCGUCUACCGGGUUUGGGCCCCAGACGACAUCUUUCCAUACGACUUCAACUACACAUACGACGAGCUCUCAGGCUACCUGGCAGCACGCUGACGAUGGCUCGGAUCCACCCCCUCCAUAUGUCCCAGCUGCUGCUGCCCCUCAGGUUCCAGUCCCAGUCCCGGGGCAGCAUCUGGCACAACAGAGUCCAACGCCGACUGUAUUGACGCCUAUUCAUUCUCGAGAUGAGCGUCUCCCCUCUGCGGGUGGAAUCCCUUUAAGCAACCUGCCUCCACUUGCAACCACUUCGAGCGCCGGCCAGUCUGGAUCACAGCAUCCCCCGUUUGCAGGAGGGCACCCAGGAGGCCACUAUCAGCCAAACUGGCCACCUGCCGCUCCCGGCCAGGAACUAAAUACUCCUGACGGGCGACAUUCAUCUCAGAGCCAUAAGUACGAUCAAGUUGGAAUGGGAAUGUGGCAAAGCAGGCAGCGAAGGGCGCAGCGUGCUAAGAUUUGCGGGCUUUCAUCUGGCUUCGUCGUUGCUAUUUGCAUUGCCAUUGCAGUGGCCAUAGGCAUCUCGCUCCGAAACUCUCACUCGUCAAACUAUUAGGAUUCUGGAAAUGAUGAGUGGUGACGCAUUGAACAAGACAAGCGACUAGAUUGGGAUGCACCGUUGUCUCUGUGUUUUCUUUUUUCUUUUUUACGGUUAUGACAUUCUGUUGUGUUCUUUAUAGCGGCGUUUGGUAGCACAGUCACAAUUGUAGCAAUAUUGUGUAUCAUAGCAUAUAGCAUGGAGUUUGGCUUUCUCGUUUGGCAUUGGCAUUCUUUACCUUUGAUGAAAUCAGGUCUACGUCAUUUUCAAUUCAUUCUACUUUCUCUACCACGUGG
This is a messenger RNA of [Torrubiella] hemipterigena, 1512 nucleotides long. NCBI's taxonomy places the organism in Eukaryota, Fungi, Ascomycota, Sordariomycetes, Hypocreales, Clavicipitaceae. The record is from the annotation of a GenBank genome assembly.